CAUUAAAAUAUUCGACUCAACGGAACAAUUUCGUUCACGACGCUAAUUUCUUUAAAGUAGAGAUAGAUAGGUGAGGCAUUUUACAUGUUUUAUUCUGUGAGUUUACAGACACAUUUACAGAAACGCUCGCGUCCUUUCCUGCAGAGAGCGGUAGUUAGUGAGAAACUAGUGCUGAAACCGGGUUUCUUCUCUGAUACACAUCGAAUCGUGUUGUGUCCAUAGAGUGCACAUGAGCUAAAAUAUGGUGACAAUUCCCAGCAGCUGCACUGCGCUGUCCUGUCCUACGGUUGGGCUGUCGAAUGGACUGAACAUUCCCAUUCUGGGUUUAGGGACAUCUCAUGACGGAGGCUACAGUCAUGAGGCGGUGCUUUAUGCUCUACAGGAGUGCGGGAUAAGACAUAUAGACACGGCCAAGCGUUACGGCUGUGAAGAGGCUUUGGGGAAAGCUGUGGCUGACAGUGCUGUUCCACGAGAGGAACUCUGGCUCACCACCAAACUAUGGCCUGGAGAUUACGGCUACCAGAGCGCCAAACAAGCCUGCCGGGACUCGUGUGCCAGGCUGGGGGUGGAUUACUUGGACCUGUAUCUGAUGCACUGGCCUGACUGCAUGGUUCCAGGUCUCUCCAGUCGCGAGGUCCGAGCGGAGACGUGGAGAGCUCUGGAGGAGCUUUAUGAUGAGGGUUUGUGUCGUGCCAUUGGAGUGAGUAACUUUCUCAUCCGCCACUUGAACGAGUUGAAGGAUCGCGGUGGAAUUGUGCCUCAUGUUAACCAGGUGGAGUUUCAUCCCUUCCAGCAGCCCCUGGAGCUGGUUGAAUAUUGCCGGAAGGAGGAUAUUGUUUUUGAAGGCUACUGUCCUUUGGCCAAAGGUCAAGCCCUCACUCACCCAGCAAUCAUGAAGCUCGCCCAUAAAUACGGCCGCAGCGCGUCACAAAUAUGCAUCCGCUGGAGUAUUCAGAAUGGAGUUGUCACAAUUCCAAAGUCCACCAAACCAGACAGGAUCCAUGAAAACUGCCAAGUUUUUGGAUUCACACUAAGAGCAGAAGACAUGGACCAAAUUAGUGGUUUGCACACCAAUCAGAAGCUGAUUCAUCUCACGCAUCCAGUCUGGAAAGGAUAACCUGGCAAUCAAAAUCCAAGAGGUUUGUUUUUAGGACACUGACGGAUCCUGAUCUCAAUGUGAAAGGAAAGGUCGUUUAUGAAAGUGAUGAAUUCAAGGCAAUCAGUGAUUUGAAAGUUGCUGCUGUCACACGUGCCUUUUUAAAUGACAAAGCAUAUCUGGU
This is a messenger RNA of Rhinichthys klamathensis goyatoka, 1280 nucleotides long. RefSeq lists its product as uncharacterized. Gene Ontology annotation, molecular function: oxidoreductase activity. Bases 242 to 1117 code for a protein of 291 amino acids. The transcript is spliced from 7 exons. The record is from RefSeq and is a predicted model, not a curated record. Lineage: Eukaryota; Metazoa; Chordata; Actinopteri; Cypriniformes; Leuciscidae.